Didymodactylos carnosus is the source of this 2862-nucleotide messenger RNA. NCBI's taxonomy places the organism in Eukaryota, Metazoa, Rotifera, Eurotatoria, Philodinida, Philodinidae. The record is from the annotation of a GenBank genome assembly.
AUGGAUGAUCAACUACUGAAACAACUUGCUGUUCAAAAAGAAAAAGAAUGGAUAGCGGUUCUUCAGGAAAGACUUAAUACGCUUGAAAUAACUGUUCAAAACAAAGAUACACACUUGGCUGAACUGAAUCAAAAAUAUACACAAGUCAAAGAAGAUUUUAAAUACAAUUUAAAGUUGAUCGAUGAUAGAGAUAAAGAACUUGUGACAUUCGAUAAUCGUUUAAAAGAAUUCAAAAAACAAUUAAAUAAUAAAGAUAGUGAAAUAUCCGACUUAAAAAUAAUUAAUGAUCAAUUACGUUUUGCCGCACAACAAAUUGAAUUACAAGUAGAAGAAGAAAAAACACAAUUUAUACAUCGUUUAAAUCAAAAAGAUAAAGAUAUCAACGCUUAUAAACGUCAAUGUGAUGAUGCCCUAAAUGAUGAACGUCAACAAAUUGAGCAAGAACGACGUGCUGUAAAUAGAAAGUUAUCAGAACUAGAAGCAGAAUUAGAUCGACAACGUCGUGAAUUAUCAAAUGAUUUUGAAACACACACAAGAAAAUUAGAAUUUGAAUGGAAAAAAAAAUUUGAUGAUAUACAAAAUGAACAAUUGGCAAGUGAAUUAAAAAGUAAAUUGUUAACCGAUGAACUUGAACAAGAAAAAGUUUCUAAUCGAAAUUUAGAAAGUUAUAAUAUUGAGUUAAAUGAAAAAUUGAAAGCAUGUGAAAAAUUAAUUAAAGAACGCGAUUGGCAACUUCACGAGGUUGAAUCGAUUAAAAAUGCAAGAAUUCGUGAACUUGAACUAAAAACGACGAAUGUUGAUUCGAAAAUAAAAGAACGUGAAGAUGAUUUUAGUCGAAAACAUGGUGAACUUGAUCGAUUAGUGCGUGAAAAAGACUUGAUGCUGGAACAAUUGAAGCAAUCUUAUCAAGAAUUACAAGAAAGAUUAAUGAAUGAAAAUCAAAUACUAUUGGAUCAAGUUGGAAAAUUGAAAAAAGAACAAAAUGAAACACAACGUGAUUUUGAACAUGAUUUGAGAGAAAAAGAAGCGAGUUUAUCAAGAUUACAAGAUGAAAUAAAUCGCUUAAAAAAAGAAUAUAAUUAUCAACUAUCACAAGUAUCUAAGGAAAAUGCAAAUCAAAACGUUGAACAUCAAGCAAUACAAGAGGAAUGUGAUAUGUUGAAAGGAGAAUUAAAAAUUAAAGAUAAUCAUAUUAAUCGAUAUAAAAAAGAACUCGAAGAAGGCUUUGAUCGUGAACGUGCAUUAGAAGAAGCCAAAGCUCAACUUGAUAUUGAUUGGCAACGAAAAUUUGAUCAAGGACAAAGACAAGAAUAUCAUAAAUCAGAAAAUUUAAUUGAAAAAGUAACAGAUGCACAUCAACAGGCACUUGCUCAAGUAAAAAAAUUAGAAAAUGAUAUUCGAUUUAAAGAUGAUCUAUUAAAUGCAUACUCAAAUCAAUACAAAUCCAGUGGUGGUAAUCCGGAUGUUAUUGUGACUCUACAACGCGAAAAUGAAAAUCUUCGUUCUGUUAUAACGCAAAUGAGACAACAAAUGGAAUCAUUGGCAACAGAUUUACCAGGAAAUCCAGUAUCAGGACAGCCAAACGUAAUUAAUCAAUUACAAAAAGAUAAUCAAGAACUUCGUCAACAAAAUCGUGACCUUAUUAUGAGACUUGAUUCAAGACAUUCGAAUGAUUCGACAACAAUUGAAAUUGAUCAUACAAUGGCAAAUAAUGAAUUACGAAAAAAUCCUCAAUUAAAUAGCUAUGUACAAUCAUUGAAUAAUACAAUAGCUUCGCUACGAACAGAUAAAAUGCAAUUGGUUGCACAAGUUCGAAAACUAGAAGGACGUCUAAUACAAAUUGAAAAAAAUCACGAUAAUUUUCAACGUGAAUUGCGACAACGACAAUCACGUAUUGAUCAAUUGCAAUAUCAAUUAAAUGCGGAUGAUCGUCGACAUCAAACUGAAAUAAAUAGUUUAAAACAAAAAUUAAAUGAUUUAGAUGUUCAAUUGAUUGAAACAAGACGAGAAGCGGAUGAGUAUCAAAAAGCAAUUAUUGAGAGAAAUGCGGAUGUAACAGAAGUGGAAAGAAAGUUAAGCGAAGCAAAACUUGAAGCAGCUGGAAAAAUACCAUUAUUCAAUUAUGGUGGUCAAGAAAUUUUAAUUCAACAAUUACAAGAUGAAAUUGAACGUUUAACAAAAAGAUUUACUGAAUUGAGGCCACAUUUGAAUAAUGAAAACGAUGAUCCGGCAGGAAAACGUAUAACCGACAUACUUCUUCAACAAGAAAAUGAUCAAUUAAAACGAAAACUUGAACAAGCAACAAAAUAUAUUAAAACAUUGGUAUCCGAUAAAGAACGAUUAUUAGAAAUAAGUAAUCAUUUACGUUCACAAUUAAAUAAAAGUUCAACCGUUAGUAGUAGACCAAUAGUUCAACAACGUAGUAUCGAUGUUAUACCAACGAAUAUUCGUGCAAAGAAAGAUGUAUUAAAUCUUGAAAGUAAAUUAGAGAGACUAGAACAAUUGCAAUAUGCAUUAACAAAACAAGAAUUAGAAAAUCGCAAACGAGCAAGUCAUGUAGCAUCCGAAAUGCAACAACAACAACAAAGACCAAGAAGUGUGCCUGCAGAAAAAAACGAAAAUCUUCUCAAUGUUAGUGGAAAUACGAUAACAACUGUAGCUUCCGAACAAAUUCGUGAUCUAUGGAAAGUAUUAGAUAAUACACCGAGUAAAAUGUCUCCUCAAAAAUCAAUGAAUAUCAAUCCUCAAAGAAAAGCGUUAACUGCUCGACAGCAAACACGUCCAAAUCGAACAAAUAUCAAACCAACAACCGAAUCAAUAAAGCCACGUGUCAUUCGUAAUUAUAAUAUUAAAGAUCAUUGA